AUGCGUGCUCCCAAGAAUGUGCCGAAGAUCGUCCUAGCUGCUGCCGUGACCUCGAUUACAAUUGCAGGAACUCUUUACGGCGCUGGGAUGAAAACCGAGCAAGAAGUUGUCAAGAUUCAGAAGAGUCGAGAAGCUAGCAUCGACGAGCGAAUCACGUCUCUACAGGCCACGCGGCAGAACCUGAUGUCUAAGAAGGAGUUAGUCGAAAGACAGAUUGACGACCUCGAAAGGAGAAUCCAGGAAAGGACGCAAAAGGGCCUUGAUGGGAGCAAGAAGGAUCUACCUCAUAACGGACGGUGA
Aspergillus clavatus NRRL 1 is the source of this 300-nucleotide messenger RNA. RefSeq lists its product as uncharacterized. The record is from RefSeq and is a predicted model, not a curated record. The transcript is spliced from 2 exons. NCBI's taxonomy places the organism in Eukaryota, Fungi, Ascomycota, Eurotiomycetes, Eurotiales, Aspergillaceae. Bases 1 to 300 code for a protein of 99 amino acids.